AUGCUAGCUUUGACAAUCUUCGUCGCUUACGUUCCAACAUCAAGCUACGAAGAAGAAGAAGUCGAAGCUUUCUAUAUGGACCUAGAGAAGUUCUACAGAGAAGACGACACUUUCUGCGAGGUCAUUGUUGGUGAUUUUAACGCCAGGAUUGGCCCCAGAAGAACGCCUGAGGAACACCAAUUCCCCUACUCUCGCUUUUUCUUGGCUUCCGAUGCGAGCGCACGGGCGUUAUAA
This is a messenger RNA of Necator americanus (New World hookworm), 234 nucleotides long. RefSeq lists its product as uncharacterized. The record is from RefSeq and is a predicted model, not a curated record. Bases 1 to 234 code for a protein of 77 amino acids. NCBI's taxonomy places the organism in Eukaryota, Metazoa, Nematoda, Chromadorea, Rhabditida, Ancylostomatidae. The transcript has a single exon.